AUGAAAAUUACUACUCUCUCCCGUCGUCAGCUCCAAUCUGACAUCUGCUACAUCCAACGAUCUUUCAACUUGAGCACUGGCUUGAAGGGCGAAUGGACCCCACAAGCCUUGGAGACGCUCAACAAAUGGUUGUCGUCGCCGAAGAAGGGCACCCGCAGCAAAGCAGCAGCUCCCCAUGCCAUCUUGGAUGGUGAUGUAAACGACAAGCCGUACACCGAGGAGGCAAAGUCCGAGAACUCGAUCGCGGAGAACCCCGACCUGGAGGUAGAGGCCAAGGAGACACAGGUAGGGGUCGAGGAGGCAAAGGACGCCGAGGACUUGCUCACAGAGAACCCCGACUUGGAGGUAGCCAAAGGCGCCAAGGAUGCCAACGACUUGCUAGAGAACCCCGAGUUGGAACUAAAGGGGGCAGAGAACACCCAGGACACAAGCAGAGAACGCGGUGGACACCAAGGAACACGUGCCGGCUCGGACUCGGAUUCCUCAUACUCGGAUUCUUCAUCAUCUUCUUGGAUUGCCUACGGAUUGGGGCACAUGAACCACAGGAUGGCAUGA
This is a messenger RNA of Symbiodinium sp. CCMP2592, 555 nucleotides long. NCBI's taxonomy places the organism in Eukaryota, Dinophyceae, Suessiales, Symbiodiniaceae. The record is from the annotation of a GenBank genome assembly.